Messenger RNA from Rotaria sp. Silwood1, 270 nucleotides. The record is from the annotation of a GenBank genome assembly. Lineage: Eukaryota; Metazoa; Rotifera; Eurotatoria; Philodinida; Philodinidae.
AUGAGUCUUGAUACACAAAAACUUGAUACUAAUCAACGUCAACAGAUCAUGGCUUCAGUACAACAACAAUUAGCUAUUCAAAAUGCUCAAGAACUUCUUCAAAAAUUAUCUGAUAAAUGUUUUAAAGCUUGUGUUCAAAAACCCGGUAGUACUUUAUCUAGUUCUGAACAAAAAUGUAUUAGUCAAUGUUCUGAUCGAUAUAUGGAGGCAUGGAAUAUUGUUUCGCGAGCAUAUGCUGAACGAAUUAAACGUGAAACUAAUCGUCAUUGA